CUCUGCAGCUGGUACCGAGUCAGGUUGAUUUUUCGCCGCCGCACAUUUCUCUGUGAAAUAUCUGGAAGGAUCUGGAGGAAGAUGUUUCCGCCAUUUCUGAGGCUCUUCUUCGUGGUCGUCUUCGUACAAGGGAAGACGGUUUGCCGUGAUGACAUUGGAUGCGCCUCUAACGAUCCUCCGUACUGGUCACUGACCAGGCCGAUCUCCAUCUUUCCACAAACUCCAGAAGAGAUCAACACUCAGUUCUUCAUGUUCACAGUGAAAAACCCCCAGAAAUAUCAGGUUGUCAGUGCCAGAAAUCACUCCACGUUUAAUGAAUCCAAUUUUGAGUGCAGAAGAAAGUCUGUGUUCAUUGUCCACGGAUACACGGAGAAGGGAAGCGACCCCUGGCUGGUGGACCUGUGCCAGAAAAUUCUUGAAACGGAAGAUGUCCACUGCUUCUGUGUGGAUUGGAGUGGAGGAUCCAGCGCCAUCUAUUUCCAGGCAAUAAACAACGUCCAGAUUGUUGGGGGAGAAAUGACAUAUUUUAUCAGGACAAUUAUGAAUAUCUGCAAUUCCUCACUUUCCAUGAUACGUCUGAUUGGCCACAGUCUAGGAGCCCAUGCAGUUGGUGAAGCAGGAAAAAGGCUACAAGGAAUCCCUUUAAUAAUAGUUCUGGAUGCGGCCCGACCCGGCUUCGAGGAUGAAUCUGCUGAAGUUUCUAUUGAUCGGACUGAUGCCGAUACUGUUAUAGCCAUUCACACAGACGCAGCUCCGCUCGGGCUCGGGAUGAAGAAAUUGAUUGGUCACCGAGAUUUCUUCCCAAAUGGAGGAGAAAGACAAACGGGAUGUGACGGGAGUCAGAUCAUGGACCUGGAUAAAGCUACAAGUCUUGAAGGAGCUGUCCGGGACGUCGCUUUAUGUAAUCACGUUAGCAGUUAUUACAAAUUCAUAUCAUCGUUCCAUGCUCCCGACGGCUUCAUGGGCUACUGCGCCUCCAGCUACAGUGCAUUCCUAGAGGGCGAUGGCUUCCCCUGCUCCACUGGCAGCUGCUCCAUAAUGGGCUACAACACAGACCCCGGAAACGCCUCAAACUGCCGUGGCUACUACCUCAACACCGGACCCCGAUUCGACUACCAACGCUGGAGAUACAAAGUGACCGCGAAAACCAUCGGCAAUGAAUCUUUCUACGGAUCGAUAAAAAUCACUCUGUAUAACUCAACUGACGGCUCAGAUACACAGGAAAUACACAGCGGUCUUAUAGUAGGUGGCAGUGAGUACUCCGCAUUUAUUGACAUCAAGUUUCCUCCGCCUAUUUCCCGGGUCACAUUCGCCUGGCAGAAGUCUUUACCCUCCUUAUUCCUGAAUCCAACGUUGUGGGCCAAUCUUGUCAGUGUGAUCUAUGGGAACAAUGGAUCUCAGUACCAGUUCUGUGGUGGAGGGACAACAGAAGAUGGCGUUGCCCAGACCCUGACCCCGUGUCCAUAAGUUACCCACAUGUCACAGAAGUGAACAUCACCAAUAAAGGUGCAGAAUAAGAAGC
Messenger RNA from Bufo gargarizans (Asiatic toad), 1522 nucleotides. Its product is annotated as pancreatic lipase-related protein 2-like. Lineage: Eukaryota; Metazoa; Chordata; Amphibia; Anura; Bufonidae. Gene Ontology annotation, biological process: lipid metabolic process. Gene Ontology annotation, molecular function: protein binding; triacylglycerol lipase activity. The coding region runs from base 82 to 1467 and encodes 461 amino acids. The record is from RefSeq and is a predicted model, not a curated record. The transcript is spliced from 14 exons.